Molecule: messenger RNA, 2764 nt
Organism: Amorphotheca resinae ATCC 22711
Lineage: Eukaryota; Fungi; Ascomycota; Leotiomycetes; Helotiales; Amorphothecaceae
Exons: 1
Coding region: 222-2564 (780 amino acids)
Molecular function (GO): zinc ion binding; nucleic acid binding
Source: RefSeq, a predicted model, not a curated record
AAACUUCCACACAACGCCACCACCCAAUUCGUUCCACCAGCAAGGAAGAUUGGUUGACCUCUUCGCAGGGGCGAGCGCUGCAUUAUACGAAGGAACUUGAAUCAGGUUGACUUCAAUACGGAUCAUACACUGACUUGUGUACGAAUAGGUGAUCUUCUCAGCAAUCUUCUGCCCAGAGGAACGGCACAUGGGAAUCACGAACCUGCUGAAAGUCUGCCACAAUGGACUCAAUACAGGAUGAGACGGAGGAUUCAAGGACGUCCGAAGUUGGCCGGAAGCGCGACCGCGAUGCUUUCCAGACCACGCUCCUCCAAGACCCUUCGAGCGACCAUUCCGACGAUGAUUUUGCCCAACGAUCGCACAAGCGAUUCAAGCAAGACCAUGCGCAGUCGGGCAGUGAAUCCGUUGAAGAUGGAAUCAUAAUCAACACUACUUCACCAAUACUCACCGACCCGCAUCCUGCCGAAACGUCUCAAACACUGCCGACUCAACACCAGACAAUAUCCCCGCCUCCCCCGGUGAUGACUUGGAAUAAAGGUGUACAGAGUGGCCUCCGAACCUCAUUCGGAAGUAGGAGUCAGGCACAGGCUCGAGGGCCUGCUCCUACGCGCGGUGAGGGAGGUGAGGCGGUCCGGGGGAGCGAGACGAAUCACCAGGGAGAGGAUAUUGCAGAUGCACUUGAGUUGUUCUCUAAGGGCGGUUCAAAUUUUGAUUCGCCGGAAGAGAAGACUGUAGAUGCACUCGAGUCUACUUCUGCCAGUGGCCGCAUAUCGAAUCUCGGGGAUACAAAUCCGUCAGCCUCCCUUAGCUCCAGUGCUACUGAGGAUCCUAAGCCCAAGAGCAAGAGGAAUCAUAAGAAGAAGACCCCAUCUGACGCGGAUGAAGUCGAAGAGGCUAAAGGAAAAAACUCUUCGAAGACUGCAGUAUCCAAGGGGACUUCAGUACCUAAGGCGCCAGCGCCCAAGGUACCAGGCCCCAACCUCCCAAGAAUAUUGCCAUUAGCCAUGGAGCGUGUCUAUAAGAAUGGCAAGGGGGAAUUUGAUCUUCGUGAAAUUCUUCGAGAUGGCAAACCUAUCGGUAUUGAAGAGCUCUCUCUAGCAGAGUUCGUGUCGCAUUUCUUGACGACGAAUGCCGAGAAGCUGAAUGGCUUGACAGGGAAGCAUGUGAAAGGGGCUUUCAACGCAUAUAUCGGUCUCUAUUAUGGUCAUCUCAAGACGCAGCUUCUAGACAAGGCCCGAGCCCACGCUGCGACUGAAUCUGCUCGUGAAUUCUGCGCCGGUUCUUUGGCCCAAGCGAAGAAGGAUCUGCAGAAACAGGGAAAGAUCGGUGAAAAUGAGACUUCUAAUACCAAAUUGCCAAUUGCAAAUUCCCAUCAGAAAGGGGAAGGUAUAGGACCCAAGGAGGUCGAAGAAGCAGCCUUGCCAGGCUCGGAACGCGAAGAUGGAGAAAUGUUGUCCCCUGCAAAUGAAGAUAAGGACGACGGGCCCAGCGACUUGGAGCAUGAACUGGAGCGUGAACUUCUGCAGAAGUAUUUCCCUUCCAGGGCCGGCAGCGCGACAGCACCACGCUGUCUAUCAUGUGCUAGUAGUGGCCAUAAGACAUAUGACUGUCCAGCUCUUACUUGCAAUAUCUGUGGAGGAGGCCAUUCAAAGUUCACUUGCCCGGAGAACCAGCGUUGUGGAAAGUGUCGACUCAAAGGACACCAGACCGCAGAAUGUCCUGAGAAACUGUUUGCUACCAAGGCUGAGACAGGUGGGUGUGAAAUUUGCCAAUCCCAGGAUCAUUUGGAGACUGCGUGUCACUUUAUAUGGCGGAGUUUUGCCCCCAGGCCUGAAGAAAUCAGGACUGUGCGCUAUAUCCCUAUAUACUGUUAUGUUUGCGGCGCCAAUGGCCAUUACGGUCCGGAAUGUGGACUACACAGGGGCAAGAUCCUCUCGGGUGGAGUGACUUGGUCCAAAUCAAACCUCCAGAAGUAUCUUGACCCUGCUAGCAAUGAUCGAGCGAUAGCUGCUGGAACUGAUUACUCUUUACCAAGCCUGCCUAGAAAGGGCUUUAGUAUCAAGGGGAUAGCAAAUGAUCCCAUCACACUAGAUGAUAGUGAUGAUGACCCCAACUUCAUUCGACCGAAGGUUAAUCGUCCUUCUACCAACAGUCAACGUGGCGGUACUAUACGUUUUGCGCCAAAUUCAAUGGUUAAUCAAGUACCAUCUACUGAACCUUCGUACCAACGGCCCAGCAAUCCGCCCAGACAAGCUCGUCCACAGUUCGGUGGUUAUGCUGAAAGUGCGAGAUAUGGUCGCGAGAGAACAUUUUCUCCGCCUCCAAGAUACCCUCUCCGCUCCGAAUUCCCGGAAGAUGACCGUUACCGUCCACGGGCACCAACUCGUGAAGAAUUUCGACCGCCUAGUGAAGCUCAGUAUGGGAGACGGGCCAUGCCAGUUGACAACGGCUUCCAAGGCGGCCAAUCAGGGAGGGGACGAGGUACAGCAGUGAGAGGAGGCAGCCAUAAUCGUGGCAAGAAACGAACAAGAUCCUCCAAGCAGGAUCGACGUGCAGGUCGUUGAGGAGUCGUUCUCUUGAGUUUACUCAUUUGGACGUAAUUCCUCUUCGUCUGCCAUGAAGCCCACUCCUUGGGUUUCCAAUUACUUUACACUGCAGCAUGAGGUAUCUACUUAAUCCUUAAAAUAGAAGCUGCACAUUGUAUAUAUUCUUAUCUCUGGGGCAGAGAUUGUAAUAUAGUUACGAGAAACAUGAAAAGUUCUGC